This is a messenger RNA of Dermacentor andersoni, 3108 nucleotides long. The record is from RefSeq and is a predicted model, not a curated record. Lineage: Eukaryota; Metazoa; Arthropoda; Arachnida; Ixodida; Ixodidae.
AUGGUUACUGAUCUGGCUGACGAGGUGCCGCAGCGACAGCAAGAGCUGCUGCCGCGAGCGCCGCAGUUCCAGGAGGAAAGCCGCCACGUCGAGACGCAGCAGUCGCCCCGUGCUCAGCUGGCGCCCGUGCCGCUGCCUUCGAAGUCGGCGCAGGAGAUCCAGGCCGAGUACUUUCGCAGCCAGCUGUUGGCCUCGGCCACGGUGGCCCGCGAACGGUACGCCGAACUCGACACCGCGGCUCAGACCGCCGUUGCGACCGAGGAGGAAGCGCCGCAGCAGCCGCUGCCCAAGCCCCGUCUCGCCAGGCCUCGCCCGCACAGGAGGAGGAAGCGCCCAAAGAAGACAACCACCACCACCACGACCACCACAGAGGCUCCCGCACAGGAGGCGAAGAGCGAGGAAGCUUCCGGAGCGGAGGAGCCAAUAAUUGAAGCGGCGGCACCAGAAGCUCAGCCUUCGCCGCCUCCUCAGCGCACCUCUCCUAUACUUAGACCCCGGAAACUUCACCGACCACCCUUGGCUCACCUACCCCCGCAGGGACAACGCCAGACUUCAGUGCAAGGACCGCUUCCUCUUCAGCCGCCACCUUUGGAACAAGGACCGCCACUGGCCCAGUUCCCAAUACCGGAAGUGCGACGACCCGCUCAACUGCAGCGGGUGGCGACCGAGCAGCAAGGGGUGCCUCAAGAUCAAAGGCCCGCCCAAGGUCACGGAGCUCCUCAUGUCGUCCAAAGGCAGCGCCGACCUCCUACAGCCGCAGCACCCCCACCGGUUCAAGAGCGUCAGCCACAGGGGGCGAGAGACAUAGAAGUACACAGGGCGCCUCAGAGGGUCUUCGGUUCGGCACAGCGUCACUCUCAGGUUGUACGUGAACCAGAGGUUCAGCGAGCCCCACCUGCGCGGUCCGAACCAGCCAUCGAGCCCCAAGCGCCACCGCCGUCUCUAGUGGACUCACCCCACGGCAAUGCGGGAGGAACAACCUUCGGAUUCGGCCAGCGGCUUAGCGGGAGGCGCACUUCGCAGACAAUUGUGGCUCAGUCCGACCAAAGCCGUGACCCCGAUGUCCAGGCGGAGGAGCGACCGACUCCGUCACCGCGCCACAGGAGCCGCUACCACACAACGAGGAGGACUCGCCGACCCACUCUGUCGAUAGAGUCCGAGUUUCCCGACUUCCCGGUCACCAGGGCGCCGCACCGAGCCGCUGCCGGUCUGCCUUCCAAGAGAAGGCGAGUGAAGGUUUCUAGACCGGUUCAGCUAUCCCAGAUUUCCCCCGCGGAAGAAGUCACAACGCCUGCACCUACAACAACGACAACUCCAGAGCCUCCGCCGGCUACGACUACCAGCAUAGCGACACCCGCUACAGCUCCAGUAGUCACUGUGGCUUCUACGCCUGGACUGGUGACUCCCGUGUUCCCUUCGGCUGAGCAGUCGUUCUACAGAACACACGGCCUUCCGCAGGGCCCUUAUAACACGUACGGUGAAGGCGUCACGUUGCCCCAGCGACCGUUCACUCAGCCUUCUCCGUUCACUCCCCCAGUCACCGUGGCAGAAACACCGACGGUGACUCCGGCACCAAGAGAAACCCCAGCUCCCGCAAAUCGGGAGCCUGAUAUCCCACCGCAGAGGACUGUAGGCCGGCCGAUUGUAGAUGUGCCGCAGCAGGGACCACAGCUGGGACAACCGGGAGCAUUCCCACUGCACCCUCAACGCCAAGUGUUUGGACACUCCUCUUUGCUGCCUGGACAGGCUCCACCCCACCUUAAUUCUCCAUUCCCUCAAAGGCCUGUCUAUCAGCUACCGGGAUUCACUCCUGGACAAAGCCCUCCCGGUCGGCAGCACUAUUUUCCGCCCCUUGGAGCACCGUUCGUGCCCCGAAAUAGUACAUUUGUGCAAGACGUUCCGGUGCCAGGCCAGCCGAGGACGGUGCUACCAGAAGCGGCUGCGGCGCCGUCUCUUAGGAACAGGACAUCUGAGGCAUUUCCCCUUCCAGUCCAACGAAGCUUCGUUGACACCUCCGCGCAAGGCGGUUUCAGACAGCAAGGGCCGGCGUUGGCGAAUCCAUACUCUUCUGUACAACCCGCUCACGUGUUCGGACCUCCUCCUGGCAGCGUUCCUCCUUUCGGUGGAUUUCCCGGCCAGUAUCCCGGGGCUCAAUUCCGCGGUGCCCCACCACCGGGACUAGUCGAUCCCCAGUUCCGCGGUCAUACACAGCUGCCACUGCCGAACCAGGCUGCCGCCGCAUCCCAGACGACGCCGAGUCAACAGCAGAAUAGUUUCGUCACGGAGGCGACGCCCGGUGUAACUCAAGUAGAUGAUUUGCGAACGACGCCCUUGUCGUUAAGCACGCCUUCUACACCAGCUGAGAACCAGUAUCUUGACGAUGUUGGGACUACCCUGCAGCUGCCCACCCCUGCUCCACCUGCAGCGCCCUCGCUAUCCACGCUCAGGGGCGACAGGACAACGGCGGCGCCAUUCGAGUACCAGACGUCGAGACCUUCCGUCCUACAAUACCAGCCUCCAUCGCGACCAAGCGUGCAGUUCGCUACUUCGCCUGCCGUGCCGCAGUAUCAGACGACGCCGAGGCCGACGCCGCAGUUCCAGCAGUCUCUCGAACCGCAGCAGCGAACAACUUCUCCAGCUCCCCAGUCCCAGCCGGCUGCCCCUGAGGCGCCGCCUUCUAGCCAGAGCCAUUUUAGGCUCGGCGUCCCGCAGCAGCAGCAGCAGCAGCAGCAACAACAAAACACGAUCGGUGCGCAGCCGCAGUACAACACCAUAGGAGGUACACAACAAGGCUACGACCCCUACCAGCAGCAGUUCGGAGGCGGAUAUCAAAUUGGAAACACCCUGUUCAGCCCUGUACAGCAAUCGUCGCAGGACCUGGGAGGAGGCUACCAGUAUCCAGAUUCAGGUCCAUUCCAGGCGCAGUUUGGAGGCCCCUAUCAACCUCAAUAUAGCACUGUCGACGACUACUCACAAUACCAGUCAUCCGUUGGCCUAGGAGACAUCAGAGGUAGUGGGACAAGUCAGCAGGGAUACAGGGCAACAACACCUCCCGUCAUCGACAGAACAUUGCUUUCAUAUGACAUCGGGGUUCCUUUGAGGUCAUAG